UCGAUGGCUACUGGUUUUCCCGUAGCUACUUGAGUGUGAUGGCACUCUUGAUGAGGCUCUUGGGUGUUGGGUGGGUGUUGUACUUGCUCCCAAUAGCAUCGGGCCACAACCAAAGCCAAACUCAAAAGCAAACCACGAACAGAGAACCAAAAAUAAUACACCAUACCGGUAUCUCUCCAACAGAAGCAAACAAUGUGGAGGAGCUUUCAAACCGUUGCCCUCCAAAACGAACGAGGGGUAGCAUUGCUGGAAUCACAACUGUACUUUGAGGCCUUGACUGAGUUCGUAGAAGCUUACACAAACGCUUCGUGUUUGCGACAGCAAGCACUCUCUGAAGCAGCCAAUCCCUUUGACUUGUUAGGAAGCAAUGACGGAGAUCGCCCGCAGCGGCUCUUCUCCCUGGCGAGCCAAGAUAUGGAAGAAGACGAGGAGGUGCAAACGGGGAGUUCGGCAACACAAUCGGUGGAUCAGCAUUACAUAUACCCAAGCGGAGUUACCUUCUGGGUCGACCAUGAUGUUCAGGAUGCUUCGCAAUCGCCGAUAUGCGGGUAUGGAUUUCUGAACAACAUCACCCUGCUCAUGGCUACAUGUCUCUACAACAUGUCCUUGUGUUUCCACCUCCGAAGUCGAUUUGUGUUGGGUACAGUGAGGCAGACCUGUCAACGCUUUGCUGUAGAUCUCUACGACCGCGCCAUUGAAACGGUCGGCGACCCGUUGUAUGCUUUUGAAACGAUUGCCAAAGGAGAUGCCAACUGUCUCCUGGUCAUCCUCUUGAACAACAAGGCGGUGAUUUGCUUUGAACUGGAGGACUAUACCAAUUGCCAGAUUGUCCGAUCCCUCCUCGUGUUGUGCUUGAAUAAGCUGGGGUGCGGAGAUGGUGGUAUCAUCAGUGCUGACAAGUUGCCGCACCAAGCCUUUCUCGAGACGGAUGACCUCACAAACAUGUAUCGAAUAGCGUUCUUGUUGGAGCCGCCUUUGAUAGCGGGGGCAGCAUAGGUUUUGAUGGUAUGUACAUACAUGUCACUACUUGUAGAUCACUCUCUACCGGUAAAACUCUAUAGUUCUUGCUUUUGUAUG
Messenger RNA from Seminavis robusta, 1077 nucleotides. The record is from the annotation of a GenBank genome assembly. Lineage: Eukaryota; Bacillariophyta; Bacillariophyceae; Naviculales; Naviculaceae.